Colletotrichum graminicola M1.001 is the source of this 1950-nucleotide messenger RNA. RefSeq lists its product as uncharacterized. The record is from RefSeq and is a predicted model, not a curated record. The coding region runs from base 1 to 1950 and encodes 649 amino acids. NCBI's taxonomy places the organism in Eukaryota, Fungi, Ascomycota, Sordariomycetes, Glomerellales, Glomerellaceae. The transcript is spliced from 3 exons.
AUGAGAAUUGCCAAGGAUAUGUGGAACUGGACUAUGUCCCCUUCUCUCGCCGACAGCAAUGCCAGCCUCGUACCGCCUGAGUGGCCAAGUAACUCCGAUAUUGAGAGGCUAGCGGGAAUGACAGCCUCAAGGUCCUCUACCACCAAAACGCACCUCGGAUACUCACCCAUUCACGAAGACAAUAUACCCGAAGAGCAGAAUGCGAGCCGCCUCAAGUCUUGUUUUGCUACGCUAUCGCCCACGUCCGGUGCCAACGCCGCCAAUAGUUCUUCAGACGGCGACCGAAACUUCGCUGUUACGUGCCGUUCCCAAGAGAUCCCUGACGCGGAACGCAGCUGCUGGUUCGAUCUUGUCAGCGGCGGCGCUGUUAUUGCUGCGAACUUCCCCGUCCCGGCACGGCAUGACGAAAAGGGCCUCGAAAUACCGAUGGGCAUCCUGGUCAGAAUUGCCGUCAUCCACGACGCGAUCGAGUAUAAGGGCGGCAUCGUUAUGAAAGGGCCGACCUUGAUGCUUGUUCCGAUCAAGCGCAACGCUGACUUGUCCAUCAUACAGUGGCACGUCGUGUCUGCCUCGAAGAAGAGGAAAAGGUUGACGUACCUUGAAGGCGUCGAAAAAUGCAAGCAACGGGCGCUGGUCGACGAGGUCGACUUGCAAUCGUUCCUGCGAUGCCGCGCCCUUGUCGGGUGGUGGGAUCAUGCGAAAUCGAGGCUGGGAGACGAGGAUGUCAACUUCGACAACCUGAGGUGGUCGACCGCGAAGCCCUACGAGCCCUUGAGGAUCCAAAACAUCGCGGCGGGCCUGCAGCAGAUCGGCGUGCUCAACAUCGAGUGCGCGCCAGGCUGUAAGGACUCCGGGUACCUCGUUAAGUUCGAGGGGCCGUACGGGGAGAUGCUCUCAACCGCGAGGGGAGAGAAGGCGUUCCUCUACGACACCGUCCAACAGCGGGCCUGGCUCGUGACCCGGGAUGAAGUGAUGUUGCACAUCAUCCGGAAAAGGAACUCGGACCGGCCUUUCUUCUGCAACGGCGCGCCCGUCAAGAUCCCGACCAUAGGAUCGGCCAUGCAGAGUCUCCUCGUGAACCGGAAGCUGGUCCUCGUAGACGACGAGGACGAACCCGAAACCUUGCGCCUGAUGGCCGUCAGGAUCUUCAACCAGCUCGAAACGUUGGCGGCCAUGGACGACGACAGAAGGCAGGCGCCCGAGAAGGCGUUCAACGUCCCGGAUGUGCUCAUCGGCCACGAGUUCAUGUCGACUGUGAACAGGACCGUGGGGCGAAGGAUGAAAAAGAACGAGAUCCGGACCACUAGUGGAGGCUGGGCGCGGCUCGUGGAAGACAGCGCUUCGCUGGUCCUCUUUGCCAACGGAUUCGGCGACCUCAUAUGUCCCACCGCCGACUCCGAAAUGCUGUGCAGUCGUUGGAAGACGGUCCCCUGGGGGAAGGACUAUCUGGCGGCCACGACCGACACGUUGCUCCGUCUUUAUUUCAAGGGCAAUGAGAUAAGCCAAGAGUACCUCACGUCGAGCGGUCUCUGCUGGCACAAGCAUCAAAGCCAGAUCGUGCCGAAACCCAUGAGCAUCGGCGCCGUCGACCGCCCACGUCCGGUGGCGGCCGGGGGCGCCGUCAUCUUCGGGGUCGAGAGCGUCAUGGCCAAAUUAACCCUUCCGACCGUGCUCCGGACGAAGAAGGAUGCCGUCAUGUAUUCGCAGCCAAGUUUUCAAAUAGAAAGCAGAAUGGCGUGCGAAAACAGCGCGCUGGACCGAGUCAAAGAAGACAGCACUGCCUUGCAGCAGCUUCCAGAGAAAUCAGCACUGAGCAUUGAGAGUGGCAGCACGACAGUUGCUCAGUUCAGCGACAGCUCCGACGAGGGCGCCGGCAGACUAUUCGGCAUUCCUACAGCCCCAAUCAGCGGAAGUAUGGAAGAAGAAGGCUUGGGCAAAGCGUGGUGUUGA